Molecule: messenger RNA, 355 nt
Organism: Acaulospora colombiana
Lineage: Eukaryota; Fungi; Glomeromycota; Glomeromycetes; Diversisporales; Acaulosporaceae
Source: the annotation of a GenBank genome assembly
CGGGCAGUCAGCAGAGCUUACGCAGAGCCACGGCCUUUAUCUGCAAGCGGCUGCUGCCGCCUUUGUCGUAUGCUGGAAAAUUGUGGAUACGAUCACCGAAUCCGCGAGUUAUGGGGUCGACAGACGAGAUGCAGAGGCUGUAAUCUUUCGAAUAUUUGACCCCCAUAUGGACGAAUACUUGGACGAGGAGGUGGAAGCUGUCAAACGGGCGUUCGAUUCUAUCUGCCGAAACUGGAGUGAAAAGAGUUCGAACCAGAACAUGUCAUCUUCUGCCGUGUCUCCGACCAGAACUCGGUUUUUGGAAUCUCAGAAUCCACAGCAAGUCAAACGGAAUGUCGUCGCCGGCUUUACGGAC